Parascedosporium putredinis is the source of this 1578-nucleotide messenger RNA. The record is from the annotation of a GenBank genome assembly. Lineage: Eukaryota; Fungi; Ascomycota; Sordariomycetes; Microascales; Microascaceae.
AUGGAUCCAGGAUUUGAUCCAUUCCAGCGCUCGAAGGAGUCUGGUCUUGGGUUUGGGCAGAGCCAAGUGGCGGAGCGCAGCGCGUGCGUGCGGUCAGCGAGCAAGGACCGUGGCCAUGCACACCACUUCGGACAGCCGCCCAAGCCCUUCCUCUCCCCGCCUGCCUUUGUCUUCUCUGGCGAAGAUGAGUAUUUUAGGACGCGGCAGGAAGUGAAAGCUCGGGAACAGUCCAUGGGCUUUGAUCACGCCUGCACUGUUAAAUCCAGCAAGAAUGAGAGGCUGGCCAACACUAUCAUCCAGGCGCUGAAGCAGCUGGACAAUGAGAGGGUCUAUCGGCCUGCCGAACCCCGGGUGGGCUUCGGCGGACAACGUCACGCCCGGGUUGCUGGCGACCACUUCUUGUCAAACGUCGACCUAAUAGACCAAACGGAUCUUUUCCGCGUCGCCCAGAAGAUGCCUAAGGGUGCACAUCUCCACAUCCACUUCAACGCCUGUCUGCUUCCCAACGUCCUAUUAGAGAUCGCCAAGACCAUGGAUCAUCCAGUUCUCUCUUUACGGCCAGAGCAGGAACGGCCCGGAAACUUGUUCACGAGCGCGUACGAAUCAAGGCAGACCAUGCGCUUCCAAGAGUUCCUGAGCACAUUCGCCUCCAACUAUCCUCACGCGAGUGUAGAUGACUGGUUUAAGAGCAAGAUCGUGUUUGAUGAGGAGGAGGCGCACAACCAUCUUCAGACCUGCGCAGGGAUCUGGCAAAAGUUCAAUGGGAGGACGCGCCUCAUGAAGGGACUCUUUAAUUAUGAACGUGCGUAUCGCACAUAUACGCGGCUUCUCCUGGAGGACUUUGUUCGAGACAACAUCCAAUACGCCGAGAUUAGGCCAAACUUUAUGGAAACGAACCAGCUCGUCACGGAUGAUGCGAGCCGCAACAUUGAUAACUAUGGGAUAAUGGAAAUCAUCAUCGAUGAGUACCACAAGUUCCAGGCCCAGACCAAGGAUUACUUUGGGGGCUCAAGAUCAUCUACUACCUUUGUCCCCGAGUUCCUUGAAUUUCGGGCGCAGUGUGAGCGGGAGAAUCUCGAUAUUCCAUUCCUCUUCCACUGUGGAGAGACGCUCGACAUCGGCACGGAUAUAGACGGAAAUCUCGUGGAUGCCCUGUUACUCAAUGCGAAACGAAUCGGACACGGGUUUGCCCUAGCACGGCACCCCUACAUCAUGGAACAGAUGAAGCAGCGAGGGGUUUGCCUCGAGCUUUGCCCCAUCUCGAACGAAAUCCUAGGCCUUGCGCCACGGGUUAACGGCCACGCAAUGUACACACUUCUCGCGAACAAUGUCCCCUGCACCGUGAGUUCCGAUAAUGGAACUUUGUUCCGGUCGACGUUGUCCCAUGAUUUCUACCAAGUUAUGAUUGGAAGGGCAGACAUGACGCUGCACGGCUGGCGGCAACUCGUUGAGUGGAGUCUGCAGCACUCCUGCAUGUCCACUGAGGAGCGACAAGGUGUCUGGAGGAAAUGGGAGGUGAUGUGGGACGAAUUCCUCGGUUGGAUCAUUGCCGAAUAUGGUAGUGCCACGGCGGCGUAG